Molecule: messenger RNA, 920 nt
Organism: Sclerotinia trifoliorum
Lineage: Eukaryota; Fungi; Ascomycota; Leotiomycetes; Helotiales; Sclerotiniaceae
Source: the annotation of a GenBank genome assembly
AACAAUCACACCUUCCUCAAAGGGAAGUCCUUAUGGAGCGGCGGUUGCUACCAGAAGCGAGCUCCACAAUGGAGCAGUGAAAAUUCGUUUAUGCUUAAUUUAUGCAUAUGCUUCUUUCCAUGUUUAAUAUGUGGUUCGAAUAUCUCCUGCUCUUUUUUGGGAUGAUUUGCAUUUUGCUAACUGUGGUUCUAGCAACAAUACCGAACAACUUACGAAUAUAAAAAUGGUACCAUACGAUUAUCGAUCCGCAUGGAAAGCAGACCGUCCCGGCGCGAACUACGUGAUCAGAGUUUACGCUGAAUAUGUUGUUGACUUCAGUGAUGUGUUGCACGCUCUAAUUCGAAGAGGGUAGGAUUGUGAACUGAUUUUAUAUUAGUGUGAGUGGAAUAUCCAGAAACGGCACGGAUAUUGAGGAGAUGGACCAUACGACUUUGGCAAUGGAGGGUCAACGCUCCCCAGAUGUGAGAAAUUACACCAGCAAAUUGUCUCUGGAAAUUGGACGAAUAAUCUAGAAAGAAGUAAGAGCCGUUCUCUUGGACGCGCUAGUGCUUAAAACACGCCAAUAAAAACAUCGAUACAAAUUUGAGAAUCAUUCGAUGAGUCGGGUAAGAAGCAGUUACGAUGGAUGUAGCGCCUUCUGCAUUUACACAUCAGCUUCGGUGGUCAAUUUGUGGCUGCGUGGGGACAAAUUCGUAAUGAAAGUACUUCGCUCUUUCUACCUUCGGCUCUCACUAAAGAGCACCUGCCACACAUAGAAAGUGUUCUUCUCAACACUAUAUGUGAUAUGGGGUCUAGUUGAGGAAACAUCGAGAUGAGAAAAGUGGCUCAACUACUUCCUUUCUCCCUUCUUUUCGUUCGUACUCAUGUGGCUGAGUUCAUCCAUUUCUGAUGUCAAUAUUUGCAGUGCCCUUUUUCCAAAC